Drosophila ficusphila is the source of this 2544-nucleotide messenger RNA. It is a transcript of the gene ms(3)76Ba, whose product is annotated as neurofilament heavy polypeptide. The coding region runs from base 30 to 2474 and encodes 814 amino acids. NCBI's taxonomy places the organism in Eukaryota, Metazoa, Arthropoda, Insecta, Diptera, Drosophilidae. The record is from RefSeq and is a predicted model, not a curated record. The transcript has 3 exons.
ACGUCUGUGAAAUCAGUGCGAAAUAAUUUAUGCUCGAAAUGCCACGUCCACCGAAAAUAAAAAAAAAUCAUCCACCAAAGUGGCAAAAAGAAUCGCCAGCCAUCUCUGAUAUAUCUUCUUCAGAUCCCGAAAUGGACGAGGAGUAUGCUAAUAAUUUGAUUAGGAAAGCAUCUGAAAAAGGUGAAAAACAGUAUAAGUUGGAGACCCAGAAGAAGGAGCCUUUUUCAAGCCAAGACUAUGUGAAAAGGAAGUCCAAAAAGAAAAAGAAGAAGAAACAGAGGGAUUCUGAGGCGAAGAAGAAAAAGAAAAAAUAUGAGACUGUCGUUAAUACAUCUUUUCCAAGCCCUUAUAACCCGUUUGAAGUUUUUGAAGUCAAGAAACCCGCAGAGACUAACACUUCUUUUUCACCACUUUCAUCCUGUGAGCCAAUUCUAAAGCCGCCCGCCGCAGCUUAUUGCGUUUGUGAUGUCGUUCUCAAUUUCGGAGGAGAGGGGAGUUCCGAGCCAAUGCACGUGGACGCAGGGCCACAACAGAGCUCGUCCAGGUUGAUCAAGCCCGGACGGUUGCCCACCAAAUACAAGGAGAAACCUCUGCCAAAACAUCGAAAGACGUUACCAAAAGGCACUUUUGAAAAGGAGCUGCCAGUGUUGGAGGCAUCGUGGCUAACCGACCGCCAUUUCCAACCCAUAACACCCAUUAAAGAAAACUUCGUUGACCAGUUACCCAUUAAUCUGCCAUCAUCGGAGGACAUUUGGAAUAGUUACAGGGACGUGAAGAACGGUUUGGUGCGGAGCUCAGAGGCAGAGUGGCCCCUGUGUUGCGUGGCAGGCCGGCAGUUCAGUCCUUCACCUCAGAAGAUACUGGAGACCCAGAAGGUCAGGAAAGAGGUUGGACCUGAAGAAAAUACUAUUUCUGAGGACCUUUUCAAUUGGGAAACGCACAAAAAGGUUGAAAAGGAAGCCCAACAGCACCGCAAUUGGCAAGAUGAGGACUUGGCCUUCGAGCACAUGACUAUCGGCGUUGAGGAAGAACGCGCCAUCAAGGAUUGGAUCAAGUCGGAGCUACUCAGUGAACCUUUAAGUGAUAUAGAGGAGUUUGACAUGCUGCUUAGGUUAGCUGGGGAUUAUGCGCAGAAUCGGGACAUCCUGUUUGAGUUAUUAAAGCCCAAAAACAUAGCUGGCAACCAGGUGAAGGAGCCACGAAAAAGGUUUCCUCUUGUUUCGAUCGAUGGAGCACCUCGCAAAGCAGACGCAGCGGAGCCGCAGUCGAAGAAUCCUGUGUCGGAGAAUCUGAAGCCACCAGUCGAGGGAGUUCCAGCGGUGGAAGUACCCAACCCCAAAAAGGGGGCAGCGCCAGCAAAGCAAGUUCCCCCAAAGGAGCUUAGACCAGAACAACCCGUAAUUCUCGAUGUUAAAGAGAUUGUGCCACCGAAGCCCGCGGACGCCAAAGGCGAACUUGAUUGGCUGCAGCAGUGCAGCUGCACUAUUGCCAAGCAACUGGAGCUCAUACUCCAAGAGCCUUAUGGAAGUGACGAGGAAUUAGAAACUAACGAACCGGUAGCCAUUGAUUUCGAGAACGAGAUCAAAAAGGAGCAGAUGAAGCCGCGCACCGCGGGAGCAGGUAGCCAGGAGGCCUCCGCGGAUAACGGAUUCCAGAAGAGCUUCAAGACCCGCCUCGAGGACUUCGAGGACAUCGUUGACCAACACAUGACCCAGUACAGGGACCCGCAGGCCAAGAGACUCCGCUCCAAGUGGACCGAGCGCUACGGCUUGAAGUCGGCGGAUCGCUUGCGGAGGACGCUCGAGCUUGCGCCCUUGCCUGUGCCCCUGGAUCAUUGCCUGCAGAAGAUCCGGAUCCUGAGACGUCCCGCCAAACGCAAGCUCGAGGGGUUGCGCCUGCGCAUCGAGAUGUCCUUCUGCCAAUUGUUCUGCACCCUGCAGCUGAACAAGAAUUUAUCUCUAAAGGACGCGGUGAACAACCUAGAUGACGGGGCUUGGCGCGUCGAGAUAGAUGUGAUCCAAAAGCGAUACGAGGGAAGGCUGGUGUCCUGGGUUUGGGCCAAUGGCACUAUCCUGAUUUUGAACGGAAAGAGUCAUGCAAUGCUGGCCGAAGCCCAAAAGGACCUGAUGAACAAGAUGUUCGGGCGAGUGAACUUCAAGGCGUCUCCCUCCCACAAGCUCCUGCACCUGCGGCUUUUCUCCCACGCCCACUUUCCCUGGAAGAUUGACCUGGAGAAGUUUAGCAGGGACUGCGCCUACUUUUACAAACCUCUCCCCGGAGAGGUUGUCUUCGUGUACUACGUGGAAAAGUCACUGCCCGGAGUCGCAGCUCGGGUCUAUGAAAGCGGAAAGGUCGAAGUGUUUGCCAUGACCCCGACUUUGGCGGACAAAAUGAUGGAGAAACUGUAUGUCCUCACGGCCCGUCAUCGAAAGCCCGAAGCCAAGGCCACCUAUUCGGAUGCUACUCAGAACUAAAAAAAAAAGUAAAGGCUGCUAGACUCGCAAGCGAUUUAAAAUUAUUGUUCGUUAGCAAAAGUAAAUUGUA